AUGGCUGAGCUGAUCAAAAACGCAAAUGGACCUGCAGAUAAAAUCACUAGCCCAGAGAAGCCUGCUAAGGAAGCUCCUCGAUUGACAAUCAAAGAUGUUGCGGCUCUAGGGUUUGAUAAUGAAUUGAUUCGUUUUGCGAUACUUCAAACAGAUGGUUGCAUUUGGAAUGCUGUCGAUGUACUUUUGAGGUUUGAAGAAAUACCAAAUAAGGGAGAUGGUGUAGAGCGUCUAGAAUUCGCCCUUUGGAUUGCAAAUAAUGACCGUCUUCAAGCUUUGAAAAUUCUCGGCCGAAUAAGUCUACAAUCCUCAUUUGGCUUCUUCUCCAGCAGCUAA
This is a messenger RNA of Botrytis cinerea B05.10, 333 nucleotides long. RefSeq lists its product as hypothetical. The coding region runs from base 1 to 333 and encodes 110 amino acids. The transcript has 2 exons. The record is from RefSeq and is a predicted model, not a curated record. NCBI's taxonomy places the organism in Eukaryota, Fungi, Ascomycota, Leotiomycetes, Helotiales, Sclerotiniaceae.